GUUUGACCCUUUUCCAAACCCAAAGACAAGCAGCAAAGUGAGCUGUCCCGAAUCCGUCGGUUGCCACGACUGCCGCCGGCGAUGGCCCCCUCCGCCGCCGCCGCCGCCGCCGCCUCCGCCGCGCCCGCCCUGGCCCCUCCGCUGGCGCCCCUCAUCGCCGCGCAGCUCAAGUUCCUCCUCACCAACUCCAGUCUCCCCAUCAAGGUGGUGCAGAUCUGGUCCGGCUGCGGCAACGGCCGCUACGCCGAUCGCUUCACCCUCGCCGUCCCCUUCUGCCUCGACUACGUCUACUGGGAUUUCUUGUAUAAUGCGAUGCACCCCAAGGUGGCGCCGGACGUCAUAUUCGGGCAGGGCGACGAGGGAUUCCAGCCGCUGGUCGAUUAUGAUGAGUCCGGGAAUGGGGGCAAGAGCUGCUUGGCACACUGGGAUUACCGCGACCCCCGUGGCCUCCUCUGCCUCGUGGAGGAGCUCCGGUUAUUAUACAUUGAAUACCAAAAGAAGCUGGUUGCGGAGGUGGGUGACACAAGACUGAAGUUUGAAAUAGGCACUGUUCUUGAUAAGGAGGGGAUUGAAGUCUCCAUGGUAUCAUCAACUGGUAGGCCAGAUGAGGUGAAAUUUGCUGUCCCGCUUCUGGAUUUAGACCUCAAUAUGAUGGUGCCUGGAUGUCCUUGGAAACUUCCCCAAAAGAUCCAUCUGCAGGCCAUAUUUCCGGUUAGCAGUAGUUUCCUCUCUGUUCCUUCUGCACCAGGACUGAAACUGAUCUCAACUCCUGAUUUGAAGUCACUUUUCUCCGUGGAUGGUGUUAAGCUCCCUGCAUGGGUAGAUGGGAUGUGCAUGGCUGAGUAUAUUCCCAGUUUAGAAGAAAAUCUUAAAAUGCAGGUUGUGGAUGCAUCGGCUUCAAUUGGUCGCAGAAGACGAUUCAUUGAGGCCCUAGCUCCUGCUUUUGGGAGGCCAUUGGAGGCUGAUCCGAUUUUUUGCAGGAAAGCCACAGUUCUUUCCAUUUCGGGGAUUUUCACAUUUCUGGUUCACUUUGUCAUCCCCCUUCAAUUUCCCCAACAACAACCCAUCCUGACUUUGCAGAGUUGUCAGCACUGUAAUUCCCAAGGUAUACCUAUCACAUCACCUCCAAAAAACAGCUAUCCAUGGAGUCCUAGAUGGGAAGUAACGGAAAUGGUGGAACGCAUCUACGACUAUCUGGCUGAUGAGUGCCAGAAUUUCAAGAAGCAAUGUAGUGAUGGUUUCCCUCAAGCAAAGUAGCUAACGAGGGAGCAUCUCUACCCUUUUGGCUUGCACGCUCUGUCCGUAAGCUGUAGUCCCCAACUAUUUGUGUGACGAGCGAGGAGCAAGGAAGCAGCCUGACCAGGCAGUAGAAUCAGCCUGUAGGGCGAGAGAGUGCGUGCUUCUAUGUGGCAAGUAAAUUGUGUACAAUAGAGCCUUGUUGGUUUGUUGAUGCCACACCCCUGCUGGUCAAUGGUGGUUUCGGGGGAGGAACGGCAAUUCAGUUCUUCCUGUCUUGGGAGUUGUGUACAUAUGGAUAUUGGUCGUUGAAUUCUCUCCAGUGUAAAGUUUGCUGCAUGUGACGGUUGGAGUAUGAACCGUUUUGUUCCUGAGCAUCUAUGACAAUUCGGGUGCAAUCUGGAAGAAAAUUCGACUAGUUUUUUA
Messenger RNA from Hordeum vulgare subsp. vulgare (domesticated barley), 1662 nucleotides. RefSeq names its product BRISC and BRCA1-A complex member 2. The transcript is spliced from 14 exons. The coding region runs from base 82 to 1257 and encodes 391 amino acids. Gene Ontology annotation, biological process: double-strand break repair. Gene Ontology annotation, cellular component: BRISC complex; BRCA1-A complex. NCBI's taxonomy places the organism in Eukaryota, Viridiplantae, Streptophyta, Magnoliopsida, Poales, Poaceae. The record is from RefSeq and is a predicted model, not a curated record.